Messenger RNA from Acomys russatus (golden spiny mouse), 307 nucleotides. It is a transcript of the gene Lce6a, whose product is annotated as late cornified envelope 6A. The record is from RefSeq and is a predicted model, not a curated record. The transcript has a single exon. Lineage: Eukaryota; Metazoa; Chordata; Mammalia; Rodentia; Muridae. Bases 6 to 251 code for a protein of 81 amino acids.
GACCAAUGUCACAACAGAAGCAAUGGCCCUUGGAGCUCCCAAACGCUCCCAAAUGUUCACCUCCCCAGUGCGCAAACCCCUGCCUGACUACCUGCUCAACUUCAUGCAGGACUUCCUGUACAGCAGGCUGCUCUUCCUCCUCACAAAAGCCGGGGCCUCAGGACACUCCCAGAUGCAGGAAAGUUCACUACUCACAGCCCCGCUGCCUCCGUGGCGGCACCACCUACCACUGCAAAGAAGAAGAGUGCUAGGAGACUGGGCGCAAAGGAGAGGACAUUGGUGCAGUGACCUUCUCCCCACCCAGACU